AUGCCGGCACAGACUGCGGAACGGGUCCAGAUCUUCUCCAUGUGGGAAAACAUCCGCUCUCUGCAUCGCAACCCGCCGAACCAGGCGGGAGGAGGCCGAGGCUGGGGAGCAGCCGGGUUCGAGGCGUGGUCUCGGGCGGUGGAGGCCUUCAUCAAGCAGCUGUGUUUGCAGGAGCAGUACCUGAAGGCAGCGUCUCACCUGCUGUCAAUCAACAAAGUGUACGAGGCCGUCGACCUGCUGCGAUCGAACAAACUCUACAGAGAGGCCAUAGCUCUGGUGAAGGCCAGGCUGCCGGCAGACGACCCCACCCUGAAGGAGCUGUACACCUGCUGGGCUGCUGUGCUGGAGAAGGACGGACAUUUCUCCUCCGCUGCUAAAUGUUACUUGGCUGCUGGAGCCAGUUUCGACGCGGCCAAAGUCAUCGCCAGGAAGAACGACGUCUCCUCGCUGAAGACGGCCGCCAGUCUAGCGAAGAUUUCCGGGGAGGUCGCUCUGGCUCAGUCGCUGGCACUGAGGUGCGCUAAAGACCUGGCUGCUGCUCAGAACUGGGUCGGAGCUCAGGACGUCCUCAGCUCACACGAGACUCUGUUGGUUCACCAGCUGCAUUUCAGUGUCACUGAGCUUCUGUCUGCGAUGCUGGAGGACGCCGGAGUUAUACCUCAGCCCUGCACCUCCGGUCACGCGUGGUCGUCACCAGACGAAGGUCACACCAGCAUCCAGGACCGAGUACGAGACGUGUGGGAGACGCAGUUUGGUGUCUCGCAGACGUCAGCAGGACGUCACGGCGCUGGAACUCUUCUGCAGGAGCUGAAGUCUGUGGAGAGUCCAACGCUGGGCGCUAACGUCCCUCUGAGACAGGUUCUGCUGUAUUCAUCUCUCCAUCUGACUCACUCUGUCCUGAGCUGGUUAUUGGACGAUGAUGAGCAGCUGAUAAAAGGACUGUGGCAGGCGGUGGCCUGGCUGAGAGACGCCGGACACUUCUGCGUCUCCGCAGAGCUCUGCAGGCGCCUGUUCCCCGACGACGACGUCACCGUUUAUUCCAGGAAACGUCCUAAAACUCUUCAUCUCUCAGAAGAAGGAGGCCGAGCUGCUGCCGACAGUCUGCAGGCCUUCGUCCAUUACCACCGUUUGUACGAUCGCUGGUGGAGCAACUCUGCUCACGACCAGAAGGUCCACAACGGACAUUCCCUCCCUGCCACUGACUUCCGCGCCGGAGAUGAGCCGGAGGACAAGGUGGUGAACGGAGAAUCAUCGGAGUCGGGGAAGAGCGUCCACUCGCCGACCGGAAGUUUGGACGACCUGGGAUUUGAUGCUUCGCUUCUUCUGUCUGAGUCUCACGCUGCCUGUCAGGCCACUCAGAGGUCGGUGAGGGAGAUCCAGGAGCAGCUGGCUGCCAUGGUGCAGCAGCACAGCAGAGCCCAGGGGGGGCAGCUCGAGACGGGGGAGACGCAGGCCGACACACAGACGUCCUCCGCCGCAGAGUCGUCAGACGGACACGGAUCCACUGAUGCUGAGAAACGGCCGGACGACCACCAGACUCUCCUCUCUCUGUCUCUCAAGAUGUCCGAGCUUCAGAAAGAGUUGGCCGACCUGCCGGACACCCUCAAGGCGUUUCCUCAUCCAGAUGUUCUCGAAUGUUGCCUGGUUCUGCUGCACCUCAGCGAAUCCUCACCGCCCGUCUCCGAGUCCCUGAGAAGAGACGCCAGAGACCUGCUGCGAAAACACGGCUCAGGUCCGUCCGUCCUGAGAGCGUCACAGCGUUUCCUCACCUGAGUCUUAGACUGACGAGAGCACUUCCACUGUACAGCUGUUUGUUUAAUAAAAAAAUCUUUAAUCACAA
Paralichthys olivaceus (Japanese flounder) is the source of this 1840-nucleotide messenger RNA. The record is from RefSeq and is a predicted model, not a curated record. NCBI's taxonomy places the organism in Eukaryota, Metazoa, Chordata, Actinopteri, Pleuronectiformes, Paralichthyidae.